Messenger RNA from Dioscorea cayenensis subsp. rotundata (Guinea yam), 1079 nucleotides. Its product is annotated as 14-3-3 protein 6-like. Gene Ontology annotation, cellular component: cytoplasm. The transcript is spliced from 4 exons. Lineage: Eukaryota; Viridiplantae; Streptophyta; Magnoliopsida; Dioscoreales; Dioscoreaceae. The coding region runs from base 53 to 829 and encodes 258 amino acids. Gene Ontology annotation, biological process: signal transduction. The record is from RefSeq and is a predicted model, not a curated record.
CCAUUGCUUCUUCUUUUUUCUCUCUCUCUUCUUCUUGUUUGGGUUUCCGGCGAUGGCGGUGACGAGUCGUGAGGAUUAUGUGUACAUGGCGAAGCUGGCGGAGCAGGCCGAGAGGUAUGAGGAGAUGGUGGAGUUCAUGGAGAAGGUGGUGGCCUCGGCCACUGAUGGGGAAGAGCUCUCUGUAGAGGAGCGCAACCUCCUUUCCGUGGCGUACAAGAACGUCAUCGGUGCCCGUCGUGCGUCCUGGCGCAUCGUGUCCUCCAUCGAGCAGAAGGAGGAUACCCGCGGCAACGCACAGCAUGUCGCUGCUAUCCGUGAGUGUCGAUCCCAGAUCGAGACCGAGCUCUCCAACACCUGUGCUCAAAUUCUGACGCUCUUGGACUCGUCACUGGUGCCUUCUGCCUCUGGGUCGGAUUCGAAGGUCUUCUACUUGAAGAUGAAGGGGGAUUAUCAUCGGUAUCUCGCGGAGUUCAAGACGGGCUCUGAUCGGAAGGACGCCGCGGAGAACACACUCUCUGCUUACAAGGCUGCUCAGGAUAUUGCUGUGCAAGAGUUACCGCCAACACAUCCCAUCCGGCUCGGUCUGGCACUCAACUUCUCUGUUUUCUAUUAUGAGAUCUUGAAUUCUCCUGACAGAGCUUGCAAUCUUGCAAAAAGGGCUUUUGAUGAAGCGAUUGCUGAACUGGAUACUCUUGGGGAGGAAUCAUACAAGGAUAGCACUCUCAUCAUGCAGCUUCUGCGGGACAACCUGACUCUUUGGACGUCUGAUAUGCAGGAUGAUGGAACUGAUGAAAUCAAGGAGACAACCAAACCUGAGGAUGAAAGCUAGAUUUGGGUGAUUGCUUUGACCAGGGUUCAUUUGCUUGCGCUACUCAUGUUGCAUAAGCAAAUCAAUGAUGUUUGGUAUGUGCCGCUUGUGAUUCUUGGGAGUUUUUAUCUCUCACAGUUUUAGUGGCCUCUGAAGUUCUAAUUUCCAGUUUGUGGAACAAACUUUUUUUUUUCUUUUUUUUAUGGUGCAUCAGUAGGCUUGCUGCUAUUAUGAUUCGAUUUCAGAUUGCUUGAGUUUGUCUUCUGGUUUU